AUGCUCGACACGGUGGCCCAGAGGGCUUGCAGCUUUCGCAUGCUGGGCGGUGCUGGGCGGCUGCUCGACGGGGUCGCUCGAGCCCGGCGUGCCCUCACAGUCUCGGGGCGCCGCGUGCCGCGCCGCGCCCUGCGCAGGCCCCGGGCGGGCGGCCCCCAAGGCGCUCGCGGCCCCUCUCAGUGGCUGCCGGUGCUGCGCCGCGAGGGGCGCCGGGCGCUCGCCGGCUGCCAUGCUGCAGCGGCUGCAGAGCAGUUGGCGCGCUCGCCUCGCGCUGUCGUGCUCGGGAGCUGGUCUCUCGGCUCGGCGCCCUUGCCGGGGCAGACGGGUGAGCCGACUCCCUAA
Molecule: messenger RNA, 342 nt
Organism: Prorocentrum cordatum
Lineage: Eukaryota; Dinophyceae; Prorocentrales; Prorocentraceae
Source: the annotation of a GenBank genome assembly